CUCAUGCCUAGGUAGCUCUCCCUUUCCGACUCGCAGCUCGGCCAUUGCCCCAUUCCUCUGGAGAUUUUGGAGGAUUGGUGCUGUGAAUGCACCUCGUUCCUAGCCGUCUCCUGGGAGACUGCCCCUGACCCAAUCUGCCCCUCCAUGAGGCCGGGGAGCUAUCCGGUAUCCGCACGCUUCUCCGUGCCGGCCUCCAAAGAUGUGGCUAGACCGCAUUUCCGGCCAUUCCACGCCCUCCGGUCCCCAGUUCGAUAGUCGCAGCAACUCCCCUCUGCCUCGACGGACGUCGUCCCGUCUAGCUCCAAAUCCCCCAACCACCCGCCCCGGAUCCACUCGCCCCGGCUCAUCGUUGUCUCUCUUGUCGACUCCGAAUGACUCCACCACUUCCCUCCCUGCGACUGCCCGUGGUGAAAGCUCGACCCCAAAGCCAGGUGCUGCCAGGCCUCGCCCCUCAGAUGUGGCUGAUCCGUUUGAAGUGUUGAAUGGGAUCAUUGGGAAACAGAGCAAGGGAGGAGACGGCUCUCCCGCAUCCCUCUUGGAAACGAAACCCUCGGAGCUGGUCGAGGACAUUGAUUUCCGCGGUCUGAGCCUCGAGGACUUUGUGGCCGAGAAUGAUGAACCGAGAAGGUCCCUGAAAAGCGACGUUGGUGCGCAGACCAUUCAGCAAUUCGAAAAGGAAAGGGACAAAUUCCAGGACUUGCAUUCGGCAAUCACGGGCUGCGAUGAUGUCUCCAAGUCAGUUGAGAUGUACCUGAAUGACUUUCAGAAUGAACUCGGGGCGGUCUCGGCCGAGAUUGAGAGUCUCCAGUCUCGCUCUAUACAACUCAAUGCCAUGCUCGAAAACCGACGAAACGUCGAGCAGCUGCUUGGUCCGGCUGUGGAGGAGAUCAGUCUCUCUCCCAAAACUGUUCGGUUGGUUGCGGAGGGGCCUAUCGAUGACAACUGGGUCAAGGCUCUGAACGAGAUUGAAACCCGAACAGCCAGCAUUGAAGCGAAGGUCUCGGGGUCCAACAGCAGCAAGUCCAUCGAAGAUGUGCGUCCGCUUCUGGGCGACAUCAAGAAGAAGGCAGUGGAGAGAAUCCGGGACUACCUGGUCUCUCAGAUUCGAGCCCUCCGAUCUCCAAAUAUCAACGCUCAAAUUAUUCAGCAGCAGCGAUUGGUCAAGUUCAAGGACCUAUACGGUUACAUUUCAAGGGCUCAUCCGACGCUCACGGGGGAGAUUACGCAAGCGUAUAUUAAUACGAUGCGUUGGUAUUACCUGUCUCAUUUUACGCGGUAUCAUCAGGCUCUCGAGAAGAUCAAGGUCUUUCCGAGCGAUCGCAACGAGGUGUUAGGAGGAGAUCCGUCCUCCCAUAAGACAGGUAAUAUCGUUCCCGGCGGCCGAGCUGGUUCAGCAGCGCACGACCCGUUUUCGCUCGGAAGGAGGGUCGAUAUUCUUCGAACCGGCAACCAUAUGGCGAUAUCUUCCUACCUAGCGGAGGAGGACACAUCCUUCCAUGGGCUGGAAGUUCCGUUCCGCAACUUCAACCUUGCUCUUCUCGACAAUAUCUCCGCCGAAUACUCGUUUAUGACCGAGAUGUUCUCCCCGUUGGGCUUUAAGCAGAUCUCUCGCAAGGCCGUUGAGAUAUUCGAACCAGUAUUUGCACUCGGGCAGAACAUGACAAAGCACCUGAUUGAGCAGACGACCGAUGCGCUUGGGGUGUUGAUUUGCGUCCGAUUGAAUCAGCAAGCUGCUUUCGAAUUGCAGCGCCGAAAGGUGCCCGUCGCCGACUCGUACAUUAACGGAAUCAACAUGCAGCUGUGGCCUCGGUUCCAGGUCAUCAUGGACACGCAGUGCGAGUCCUUGAAGCGGGUGGCUGCAAACACUGGCCGUAGUGCGGUCUCUGCGUUGUCAAUUGCCGGAGGAGAUGACUUGAACAAGUCAUCCGCUCCUCACUUCCUUACUCAACGGUUUGGACAACUCCUGCAUGGUAUUAUGGUGCUCAGCAGCGAGGCCGGGGACGACGAGCCGGUGGCGAAUAGUCUGGCACGGCUAACGGCAGAGUUCGACAAUCUCCUCGCGAAGCUCAGUCGGAUUGGCGGGGACGCCAAACGGAGGGAGCGGUUUCUUUACAACAAUUACUCGCUUGUUCUGGCUAUUAUUAGUGAUACCCAAGGCAAAUUAGCCACCGAACAGAAACAGGUCAUUGGCGCCGGGGUCGUCGGACUGGCCGUUGCCCGCCAACUCGCGAUGAAAGAGGGGACGUCGACGAUCCUCCUCGAGAGACAUGCCGCGCCGGGGACGGAGACGAGUAGUCGGAAUUCAGAGGUCAUCCACGCAGGCCUCUACUACGGCGCGGACACACUUAAAACGCACCUCUGCAUCAAAGGCAAAGAACUCCUCUACGCGCUCUGCCACCAACACAACAUCCCGCACCGCAACACCAAGAAAUGGAUCGUCGCGCAGACCCCCGAGCAAUGGGCCGCGUGUCUGCGCGUGCACGAACACGCACAACGCAUCGGCGUCCCCACCCGCAUCCUCGGACCGGAGGAAGCCCGUCGUCGCGAACCGGAAGUCCAAGCCCUGGCCGGGGUGGUGGAGAGUCCGACGACAGGCAUCGUGGAUAGUCAUUCCCUGAUGACGUAUCUGCAGGGAGACUUUGAGGAUCGGGGCGGGGACUGUGCGUUCUUGACACGAGUUACGGGAAUUGAGCCCCUCGAGGGGGAGAAGGGGUAUCGGAUUCGUGCGGUCUCUGCGGAUGGGACGGAGACGACUAUCACGGCGGAGACGGUCGUGAAUAGUGCGGGGAAUGCGGCGUGCGAGAUCAGUAAUCUGCUCUUACCGGAGAGUCGGCACCGGAAGGCGUAUUUCGCGAAGGGAACGUAUUUCUCGUACUCGGCAUCGAAGCCUACGACCUCGGUGUUGGUCUAUCCGGCGACGUUACCGGGGUUGGGGGGAUUAGGGACACAUUUAACGUUAGAUAUGGCAGGUCGGAUCCGAUUCGGGCCAGACGUGGAAUGGGUCGAGGAUGCGAAUGAUUUGCGGCCGAGUCCGGCGCGCUUACAACAGGCCUUACCGGAGAUCAGGGCCUAUUUGCCGAAUGUGGACGUGGAGGCGAUCGAGUUGGAUUAUUGCGGCAUUCGACCCAAGUUAGGGAAGGGCGGUGCGGUGAAUACAGGCAAGGGGUUCCAGGACUUCGUAAUCCAGGAGGAGGAUGGAUUUCCGGGCUUUGUGAAUCUGUUGGGCAUUGAGAGUCCGGGGUUGACGAGUAGUUUGGCGAUUGGGGAGAUGGUGAGGGAUAUUCUAUAUUAAACAUAUUGCAUACUGUUUGUUGUAUAUAGAGAGCAUAGCCUCGACUGGUCCGAGACUAGAUAGUAAGUACUGAGCAUACAACCUCACCUCACCCGACAAACGAC
This is a messenger RNA of Aspergillus ibericus CBS 121593, 3396 nucleotides long. Its product is annotated as putative GARP complex subunit (Sac2). Gene Ontology annotation, biological process: retrograde transport, endosome to Golgi; endocytic recycling; Golgi to vacuole transport. Gene Ontology annotation, molecular function: oxidoreductase activity; syntaxin binding. Gene Ontology annotation, cellular component: GARP complex. The record is from RefSeq and is a predicted model, not a curated record. The transcript has 6 exons. Lineage: Eukaryota; Fungi; Ascomycota; Eurotiomycetes; Eurotiales; Aspergillaceae. The coding region runs from base 200 to 3292 and encodes 1030 amino acids.